This is a messenger RNA of Drosophila innubila, 1519 nucleotides long. RefSeq lists its product as uncharacterized. NCBI's taxonomy places the organism in Eukaryota, Metazoa, Arthropoda, Insecta, Diptera, Drosophilidae. The record is from RefSeq and is a predicted model, not a curated record. Bases 120 to 1388 code for a protein of 422 amino acids. The transcript has 2 exons.
UUUUUUUUUUACAUUUAUCGACACUAUCGAAUUUUGAUGUACUCUUUGCACGUCCAAGCAAUAAGAAGUGUGUAAUCCGUUCCUGACCUUAACUAGGUCGCAAGGCGUAGGGUGCUGAGAUGGCCAUGUUGACGCGCCUGACGAGUAACGGAACAACCACAGUGACACCAGGCUCGCCCAAGGGAUUACAACGCUUUCAAAACUACCUCACAGCGUUUCUUUGGCCAGGAACAUCAUCAUCGCAUCGACAGCAGCGCAAAUCUUCGACUCAGUUGGAUGCCAUCGAUUGUUUCACCAAUGAGCUGGUUAAUCGCAAGACCCAAAAAUGGGAGGAGCUGCGUGACAAUCUGAUGAAACCCGUGGCCGAGGACAAAGGAGCCAGCAACUUUGGACAGAAUGUGGGACUCAUGUCCAAGGGAAUGGUGAAUGACCUGAAGCAGCUGCGCUCGCCACAGCUGGGAUUGGACAUACGAUCGCUGUCGCAGCCGCAGCUGGACAAUCUGCUGCUGGCCACGCUGGAGAUCAAGAACAAAGUGGACUUUCUCUAUUUGAUACGUCAGUGUGUGCGUUGGCAGCAGUUGCCCUGCAAUGAGGUGCUCAUCUCCUGCCUCAAGUAUUUGAGCGGCUUGGGACGCCUGCAGCAGCUGGAGUCGCUGGCGGAAACAUGUCGCCAGGUGGAGCAUCCGUUUGCUAGCAUCUAUGCGGAUUUGGCGCCAUUUAAGGCCAUUGCCUUGUGGCACAAUGGCAAUGCGGAUGUGGCUCUCAUGACACUACAUCGUGGCUAUGGCGGCAGUCUCAAUUCGGAGGAGGGUCGUCGCAUGAUACGCACCGCUUUUCGCACCAUUGCCGAGGAGACGUUGGCCCAGAAAUCGGAGGCAGUGCUCAUCUCCCUCAUGGAGGUGGCACGUGCCAUUCACCGGGAGCACAAGGACAUCUUUGUGGUGGCAUGUGUGUGGAAACAAUGCUUUGCCAGCACCUGGUUCAGUGACCAGAAGUCGGCGGAGGAGCUAUUCGAGCAGCACCAGGAACUGCAGCAAUUGGUGGAGCGGCGGGCGAGUCCGCUCUGCUCAUCCUUCCUCAGCCGUCACAAUGUGGAUGCAGUGCAUCGCUUAAUUGAAGUAUUCCUGCAGCACAAGCAGCGAGUUGCCUGCUCCAGCUGCCUCAGUCUGCUCUUCAACUAUCAAUACUUGCGCAAGGAUUUGCGUGCUUGUGCUGAGAUUGUCAAGUCCUGCAGCGAACUGGAGAUGCCAUUGAAUGAGCUGCAAAACGAACAGUUCCUCAGUUUGUUCCUGGACCGCAGCGAUCCCUUCGAGACUGGCAAUGGCAAUGGCAACAAUAGAAACGUGGCUAACAAGUAUAAGCCCAAAUCUUUCCAGUACAAAUUUUAGUAGUGGCUUUGUUGCCCAAUCCCAAAGUUGUAGCUUGUUGUAUUUGUAAUGGCACAAAGUGUUUGCUGCUGGUUUCGUUGUAGCACUCCAAAUCUUUACCAUUUCAAUAAAUGUUAUAUAUCUUAAGGUAG